AUGACUUUGUCGCCACCCGCUCAUUCACUCGACUCGAUCAACGAGGCUGCGGAUCAAGACCCUGCGGGCAUGGAGGUGUCGGCACCACCGUUGCGGAGUUCGAGUGAGCCUCACAAUGAAAUACUAAAGGGCGCGAGCCCACCGCUAUCCUCUCAGAUGCUGGUAAAUCAGCAAAGCCCGGCCGGGCAAAUACUUGGCAAGAGAUCGAGCAUGUCACAACACUCCCAUCGCCGCUCUCUCGUCGAUCUGUCGGGACUGCCCGUCGCCGACCUGCUGCGCGACAUCAGUCUCCAAGAAGUCCUCGAUCUGCCUUCUACGCCAAAAGCUGGGCCGGUAAGAUUUGACGAUGAACACACCGAAGCGCUCAGCGCGGAACGAGAGCAGUAUCGAUCAUGGCGAUUGGGAAAGGCGAAGAUUAAUGGUCUAUCGAUUGCGGACUCUCAACGGCGCAAGAGUCGAUUCGAGCUGGGUGUGGCCAAGAUUAUUGAUGCGCAGCUGCCCAAAGCCGAGCCAUCGAUAGCGAAUGUGCGGAGUCGCAAAACGAGCCAUUAUCUGGGUUUGUUUAGAGAUCCGGAGCAAGAGGAGCGCAGCAACGAUGGCAAUAUACCUGUCGCAUUGACUCCAGCAAUGGGCGAGACGACCCCUACCGAAAAUCGCGCAGCCAAGCCAGUCCGCAGUGAGGGACAAAUCGCCCCAGCUACGGCAGAGACCCCCACAGCCACUUCGCGUCCCGCCCACAACCUCCCAUUGGAUCUCUUGGAAGAUAUUCGAAAUCAUCAUCACCUGGUACCAGGAGUUGCUCGUAGCACUGCAUACCACAAGACUGUCCCCGAACACGAUAGCGAGCACCGUCGGAAGCAAGAGCUCAAGUUCAAGCUGGACCAAGAUGAAGAGUCGGAUCGUGAACACAUCUCCUCCGCCACCUACUUCCCCCAUCAAGGUGUUGCGAUUGAUGAUUCUCCGCGAGAUGAUCAAAUGGUGCAACACAAAGUCAUCGAGGACGUCCCGACAACCUUCCGACGAGAGUCCAGCUCGGACGUUGACAUUGCUCUGCGUUCCGAGCGCGCUCAGGAUUAUCUACAUGGCGACAUGUCCAUGUCUCGUGCGCCGUCUCUCGCAGAUUUUGAAGAGCUCCCAAAGCCUUUGAUCGACAAUGAUCGGAUGUUCUCAGACUCUGAAUACGAGUCCAUGUCGGAAGGUUACGAGACUGCGGUGUCGGAGCAUGAAGAGACGACACCCACCGCGACGCCUCAAACACACAUGGGCAUUGCGAUCCGCUCUCCAGAACAACGGAAAUCACAACACCCUCCACCUCCAAUCGGAGCCGUGGAACUCAAACCCUAUAAACACCAAGUCGGUGGCCACACGACUGUGUAUCGCUUUUCUCGCCGUGCAGUGUGCAAACAGCUCAACAGCAAGGAAAACAUCUUCUACGAGACCGUCGAGAAGAACCAUCCGGAACUGCUGGGGUUCAUGCCCAAAUACAUUGGCGUUUUGAACGUGACGUAUCGCAAGGAGCAGAAGAAGCGCCGGCCUACUGCAGUGGAGCAGGCAGACGUGAGCUCAGCUUUGCAGAAAGACGUAGCUGAGCAUGGCGGGGGUGAUGGCACAAACCCCAUUGAAGAUAGAGCCAACUACCCGCGCAUCUUCAGUCAUUCUCAUCAGACCCCAUCCGCGAUUCCACAAGUCAUUCUCGAGAAUAACAGGCAUCUGAUCCCGGAAAGUCUGUUUGGUCUACCGCGUCGAUCGCUGACUCCGGAUCUACACCGAGCAAGUUCAUCUCCUCCCCAGCGACUGGGCGGUCAAAGCGACGAUGAGUCGUCUGGCAGAGGCUUCCGCCCGCAUCUGCGAGCCAAGUCGAGCUGGGGCUACACCACCGUCAACGAAGGCUUGCGCGACAGGGUGUUGCGGGAGGUCUUCACGCCACCCGUCAUCCACCGGCAUGAUCGCCGACACCGGGCACAUCCGUCCCGACCUUUUCGCAAGUUUAAUAAAUCCAUCCAGGACGAUAUGCCGUCUCUGGAGCGAUACAAUACCGCCGAUUCUGCAUCGAUGCUACGUGAGGAAUCCCACCACGCCAUCAAGAAGAAAGAGCCACUGCACCGACAUUUGGAGCGCGCUCGCUCGGAGAAUGUAGAUCUCGAUACGUUCCGUCGGGAUGGAGCAUCUGGACUUAGCAGGAGCGUACACGAGAUCACCGGCGAGCAAUUGCAACCCAUUACAACCACCACCAGCAACAAAUCACACCGACGGCGGCAUUCCGGAAGCGGCCUCCUCCGUAAACCGAGAAGCGUCGAAGGCAGCAGAGGCGAUCUGCAAUACCACGAAGACGAAGCGUAUCGCGCGGAUGGGGAGGGAGAAGAGAUGUUUGAGAUUGAAGAUGUCAAUCGAGGCCCAACCCAAGCCAACUCAGAGCUGCUGAUCAAUGUUGAAAAGGCGAUGGCAAAGGGCGAAGAGCCAGUCAAGGUCGAUUCGGCAGCUUUGGAGCCUGCCUUUGAGUUUGCUGCGGAUCCCGAGCCUCGCAAUCCCGAGACAUCCCUCGUUCAGCAUGAUGAGCGAGUGGAGCAUUUCCUCCUCCUCGAAGACUUGACGGCUGGGAUGCAGAAGCCGUGCGUGUUGGACUUGAAGAUGGGCACUAGGCAGUACGGUGUGGAAGCCACCACACAGAAACAGGCAUCUCAACGGCAAAAGUGCCAGACGACCACCUCCCGUGAGCUGGGCGUGCGCAUCUGCGGCAUGCAAGUCUACAACGUCAGGCAGCAGACGUACGAGUUCCAGGACAAGUACUAUGGACGUGAUGUUGUUGCCGGUAACGGGUUCAAGCACGCCUUGAAGAGCUUCUUCUUCGACGGCAUCGGGCAUGCACAAGCGCUCAAGCACAUUCCCAUGAUUCUCGACAAGAUCAUGGCGCUGGACCGCAUCAUCCGGGCGCUCCCCGGCUACCGACUAUACGCGAGCAGUCUACUCAUGAUUUACGACCGUGGAGAUGCAGAUGUGCAUGGCAAAUACCGCAGCAGUCUACGCCAUCAGACGCAUCACCAUGACAAGGCGGCCCCGUAUCCCGACAUCAAGCUGAAGAUUGUCGACUUUGCCAAUUGCGUCACCGCCGAGGAUGAAGAGGUGGUCAAGCGCAAGCCGUGUCCGCCUCAUCAUCCGGAGGACGUGGAUCGAGGAUAUCUCCGGGGGCUGAAGACGCUACGCACGUAUUUACAGAAGAUAUGGGAGGAGUUGAACCAGCAGCGCAUUGCAAGGAAUGGAGAGGAGGUGGAUGGGGUGGUUUUGAGUGUUGCGAGUGUGCUGCAGGGGCGGGAGGAUGACAUGUUUGUCGAUCCGGGGGAAGUGAGCGUGUGA
Neohortaea acidophila is the source of this 3351-nucleotide messenger RNA. RefSeq lists its product as uncharacterized. Gene Ontology annotation, molecular function: inositol hexakisphosphate kinase activity. Gene Ontology annotation, cellular component: cytoplasm; nucleus. Gene Ontology annotation, biological process: inositol phosphate biosynthetic process; phosphatidylinositol phosphate biosynthetic process. Lineage: Eukaryota; Fungi; Ascomycota; Dothideomycetes; Mycosphaerellales; Teratosphaeriaceae. Bases 1 to 3351 code for a protein of 1116 amino acids. The transcript has a single exon. The record is from RefSeq and is a predicted model, not a curated record.